AUGUUGGAGCUUCGUUUGGUUCAAGGCUCUCUGCUGAAGAAGGUUCUAGAAUCGGUCAAGGAUCUGGUGAACGAUGCGAACUUCGACUGCUCGAGCACAGGGUUCUCGCUCCAGGCCAUGGACUCGAGCCACGUGGCGCUGGUGUCUCUCCUGCUGAGAUCCGAAGGGUUCGAGCACUACAGGUGCGAUAGGAACCUCUCCAUGGGGAUGAAUCUCGGCAACAUGUCGAAGAUGCUCAAAUGCGCUGGAAAUGAUGACAUCAUCACCAUCAAGGCCGAUGAUGGAAGCGACACCGUCACUUUCAUGUUCGAGAGCCCCAGUAAGUUUUCCCCUUUUCCAACCAGAUCGAUUUACCUUUUUACGGCUAUGGUUUUUUGUUGUUAUUGUUGGUGA
Messenger RNA from Thlaspi arvense, 393 nucleotides. The record is from the annotation of a GenBank genome assembly. NCBI's taxonomy places the organism in Eukaryota, Viridiplantae, Streptophyta, Magnoliopsida, Brassicales, Brassicaceae.